AUGGCUGUUGAAGAAACAGAGAAGAAGAACAACAAAGAAAGCAAAGAAGAGAAUCAAGAGAUAGAGCUUCAUAGGAACGACUUAGGCCUCGAGGAUUCAUCAUCUCCAGUUAUAGCUUCAGAUACAGACAAUAGCAGCAGUAAUUACAGUAGUUUCAGCUCGUGCUCGUCUGAUGAUAAAACAUCAUCAUCACCGUCGCCAUUUUCAAUCACUCCAGACAAAAACGUUUCGUCUUCUUCUUACCAAGGUCUUCAAUGGAACAAAAUGAUUGAAUCCAUCAAGAAGAAGUCCGUACGGCGGUUCGCAGUCCUUCCCCUCCUCGCAAGUUACGAGCUCAAGCGUAAAAACUUGCGGCGUAAGCAACCAAAGAUCUCAAUCUCUGAGAAUGUCUUCCCUUGCGAUACCUUCUUCAUGGCUAAACCCUCUUGGCGAAACUUCACCUACGAGGAGCUCGCUGUAGCCACCGACCAUUUCAAUCCUGAGAACAUGAUCGGGAAAGGAGGGCAUGCGGAGGUAUACAAAGGGGUUUUAGCAGAUGGUGAAACGGUGGCGAUAAAGAAGCUGAUGAGUCACGCAAAGGAAGAAGAAGAGAGAGUGAGUGAUUUCCUGUCAGAGCUCGGUAUUAUAGCACAUGUAAACCACCAAAACGCAGCUAGGCUUCGCGGUUUCAGCUGUGAUCGCGGUUUCCAUUUUGUGCUUGAGUACGCUCCUCAUGGAAGCCUCGCUACUAUGCUCUUUGAGGAGUGUCUGGAGUGGAAGAUAAGGUAUAAAGUGGCUCUAGGUAUAGCUGAUGGUCUGAGUUAUCUUCACAAUGCUUGCCCUAGACGGAUUAUUCACCGUGACAUCAAAGCUUCCAACAUCUUGCUCAACAGAGAUUACGAAGCUCAGAUUUCGGAUUUUGGACUUGCAAAAUGGCUCCCAGAGAACUGGCCUCAUCAUGUUGUAUUCCCAAUCGAAGGAACAUUCGGAUAUAUGGCUCCAGAGUACUUCAUACACGGCAUUGUUGAUGAGAAGAUAGAUGUGUUUGCCUUUGGGGUUUUGCUUCUAGAGAUCAUAACCAGUCGCAGAGCUGUUGAUACUGCAAGCAGGCAGAGCAUCGUUGCAUGGGCAAAACCUUAUCUGGAGAAGAACAGCAUGGAAGAGAUUGUGGAUCAUCGGCUAGGAAAUGAGUACUGUCCAACAGAGAUGCAACGGGUGAUGCUUACAGCUUCAAUGUGCAUCCAACAUAUAGCUACUCUGCGACCUGACAUGACUCGUUUGGUGCAGCUGUUGCGUGGAGAAGACGGACCAGCAGAGCUGCAGAAGAAGCCAUGUGAAAGAACAGUGGGUGUGAACGCGUGCGAUCUACAAGAUUACACCUCAUCCUCUUACCUCAAUGAGAUCACUCGUCAUAGACAACUCUUGAUGGAGUGA
Molecule: messenger RNA, 1413 nt
Organism: Microthlaspi erraticum
Lineage: Eukaryota; Viridiplantae; Streptophyta; Magnoliopsida; Brassicales; Brassicaceae
Source: the annotation of a GenBank genome assembly